CAAUUCUGUUCUUGAAACCGGCUAGGGAUGGAAAGAGAACAGGGAGGUGUAGUUGUCAUGGGGCGGGCGGAGAUUGACACAAGAGCACCAUUCCGGUCGGUUAAGGAGGCGGUCAUGUUGUUUGGGGAGAAAGUCUUAGUUGAAGAAAUAUAUGCUAACAGACUCAAGGAGAUGAGAGCUGAAGCAAGUGGAAAGGGAAUUGGACAAUCAAAAAUUGAAGCUCUGACAGCAGAGCUUGAAGAAGCAAAGCAAGGCCUUCACAAGGUGCGAGAAGAAGGUAACUUAAUGUCAAAUUGCAUAAAGACGCUUAGAGAAGAGCUUGAACAAACCAAGAAAGAGUUGCAGCGUCUCAAGACAAGAGAAUUUCAGAAACAGCGGAUUGAUCCUGAAAUUGAAGACCUCAAAUUCAUUGAAAAUGCCACUGGAAGAGAUAGCAAGGCACAACUUAUUGAAGAAGAUGGACUAGAAGAGUUUCAGAAGAAAAGAUAUGUGAAAUUUGCGCCAACUCCUACACUGACUCGGGUUAUUGUCAGCAGAGAAGAGAUGUUAGAGACACCACCUUCUGCUAAGAAAAAUAGAAGAAAGUCAUUGAUACCUAUCAUAGGAUGGAUGUUCUCAAAGAAAAAGGGAAGUCAACAAAAUGAGUCACUUAGACCCUUCUGAGCUAAGCACAUGCAAUAUCUGUAUGAUCUGUGUAUGCAUACUUCAUUUGCUUUACAUUGUCAUGGCCACAAAAGUAGUGCAUUUUUUCUACUAAAAAAUCUAUCCCCAUAAAUAAAUUCCCAAUACAUUC
This is a messenger RNA of Rubroshorea leprosula, 793 nucleotides long. NCBI's taxonomy places the organism in Eukaryota, Viridiplantae, Streptophyta, Magnoliopsida, Malvales, Dipterocarpaceae. The record is from the annotation of a GenBank genome assembly.